Molecule: messenger RNA, 2325 nt
Organism: Alternaria arborescens
Lineage: Eukaryota; Fungi; Ascomycota; Dothideomycetes; Pleosporales; Pleosporaceae
Product: Dolichyl-phosphate-mannose--protein mannosyltransferase 4
Exons: 3
Coding region: 1-2325 (774 amino acids)
Biological process (GO): protein O-linked glycosylation via mannose
Cellular component (GO): endoplasmic reticulum; membrane
Molecular function (GO): dolichyl-phosphate-mannose-protein mannosyltransferase activity
Source: RefSeq, a predicted model, not a curated record
AUGUCUUCACCUGCUGGUAGCGUCCGCCAGCGCCCAGGCAAGGACAAAAAACGAGGAGCCUCACCAAACCCAGAAGCUCUUGCCGAAAAGGUGUCGGAGAAGGUCGCCAAUGUUGUCGAGAAGGCCAAACCAUACAAGCCGGCCCAAAUCCAGCAGGGCAAAGAGUGGGAUUACAAGCUCGCCAUCGCAGUAAUGACUGCUCUGGCCUUUGUCACGCGCUUCUGGGGCAUCAGACAUCCCGAUCAGGUUGUGUUUGAUGAAGUGCACUUUGGAAAGUUCGCUUCGUACUACCUGCAACGAACCUACUUCUUCGAUGUCCAUCCUCCUCUCGGAAAGCUCCUCUUUGCCCUCGCUGGCUGGCUCGUCGGAUACAAGGGUGACUUCCUGUUCGAGAACAUUGGCGAUUCCUACAUCACCAACAAGGUCCCCUACGUCGCAUACCGCGCCAUGCCCGCCUCGCUCGGUGCUCUCACUGUUCCCAUUGUCUUCAUGAUCAUGUGGGAAUCCGGCUAUUCGCUACCCGCCUGCAUCACUGCCGCCGGUCUUAUGCUUCUUGACAACGCCCACAUUGGUCAGACGCGUCUGAUCCUCCUCGAUGCUUCGCUCAUUUUCUUCAUGGCGCUCUCUGUGCUUUCUUACAUUCGCUUCUACAAAGAGCGACACGUUCCUUUUGGACGGAAAUGGUGGAAGUGGCUCCUUCUGACUGGCAUCAGCCUGAGCUGCGUCAUCUCCAUCAAGUACGUUGGUGUCUUCACUUUCUUCUCUAUUGGUGUACCGGUCAUGAUUGACCUUUGGGACUUGAUGGAUGUCAACCGACGACAGGGAGCCUUGACUCUGGCCGAGUUUGGCAAACACUUCGCCGCCCGUGCUGUUGGCUUGGUCAUCGUUCCCUUCUUCCUAUACCUUUUCUGGUUCCAGGUGCAUUUCGCUAUUCUCACUCGAUCUGGACCUGGUGACGACUUCAUGACCCCGGAAUUCCAGGAAACUCUAAGCGACAAUGUAAUGAGCCUCCAGUCUGUUGGCAUCAACUACUACGAUUCCAUCACCAUUCGCCACAAGGAGACCAAGGUCUAUCUUCACAGCCAUCCUGACCGCUACCCGCUGCGCUACGACGAUGGACGUGUCUCUUCGCAGGGACAGCAGGUUACAGGGUAUCCUCACAAUGACACCAACAACCACUGGCAGGUCCUUCCUUCAAAGCCCUUGUCAAGCGAAGUCGGUCAACGCGUCAAGGUCGGAGACACCAUCCGUCUUCGCCAUUUGAUCACAGACACCAUUCUCCUGACACAUGAUGUUGCUUCUCCUUACUAUCCCACCAACCAAGAGUUCACGACUGUGAACAAGGAAGAAGCAGCUGGUACACGUUACAACGACACUCUCUUCGAGCUGAAGGUCGACAAGGGCAAGGGCGAUUUCAAGACCAUGUCAACUCAUUUCAAGCUAGUUCACGUGCCAACAAAGGUUGCCAUGUGGACCCACACUAAGCCUCUCCCUGACUGGGCAUACAAGCAGGCUGAGAUUAAUGGCAACAAGGCUGUCCAACAAUCCAGCAAUCUCUGGUAUGUGGAUGACAUUCCAUCCCUUCCUGCUGAGGACGAGCGCAACAAGAAGGAGCCCAAGCAGGUCAAGCACUUGAGCUUCCUCAGGAAGUGGGUUGAGCUUCAGCGCGCCAUGUUCCACCACAACAACGCCUUGACUAGCUCGCAUCCAUAUGCAUCUCAACCCAUUUCCUGGCCUUUCCUGCUUCGCGGUGUAUCUUUCUGGACCCACAACGAUACUCGCCAACAGAUUUACUUCCUAGGUAACCCUAUUGGAUGGUGGCUUGCUUCCUCGCUCCUCGCGGUCUUUGCUGGUAUCAUUGGUGCCGAUCAACUAGCUCUCCGCCGUGGCAUGGAUGCCCUUGAUGAUCGCACUCGCUCUCGUCUUUACAACUCCACUGGAUUCUUCUUCCUUACCUGGGCUGCCCAUUACAUUCCCUUUUAUAUCAUGGGUCGUCAGCUCUUCUUGCACCACUACCUCCCUGCACAUCUCGCAUCUUGUCUAGUCACUGGCGCGUUAGUAGAAUUUGUAUUCUGCAUUGAACCUCAGGAUCCCGAGAUGCCGGCCUCUGCCAAGGGUCACCGCCGCACUCGCUCACGUCCUGUUCGCGAACGUGUUGCUACUUCCAGCCUGGCGGGCAGCUGGAUCGCCUGUGGCGUCAUCCUUGCUGCCGUCUUCUGGUGCUUCCUCUUCUUUGCACCGCUCACGUACGGUAGCCCGGGUCUUACUGUUCCCCAAGUUCAGUCAAGGAAGUGGCUCGGCUACGACUUGCACUUUGCUAAAUAG